Molecule: messenger RNA, 2619 nt
Organism: Pneumocystis carinii B80
Lineage: Eukaryota; Fungi; Ascomycota; Pneumocystomycetes; Pneumocystales; Pneumocystaceae
Exons: 3
Coding region: 1-2619 (872 amino acids)
Source: RefSeq, a predicted model, not a curated record
AUGAGAAAAACUAUAUUUUCUGUUUUAUUUAUAGGCUUUUCAUAUGUUAUUUCAAAAAAUAUUGCAUCUGGAUCAUUAGAUAUUAGCUUUGAUGCUGAUGAUGCUUUUCUUUAUCUUUUGAAGGGAAAUACGGCUAAAAAUAACUGUGAAAAGGUAUUGAAAGAAUAUUGUAGUUUAUUGAAGAAUUAUGAUGAUAAUUUCAAUGAACUUUGUAAUAAUAAUAAUAUUUGUGAUAAGUUGGGAAAUAAUGAUUAUCUUAAAGAGAAGUGUAAAGUUUUAGAAAAACUGGAAACUGGCUUUUCAGAUAACUGCGAUAACUUACUAGCAAAAUGCUUCUUUUUAGAAAGUUCAUGUCCUAAUGUUGCCUCACAAUGUAGUACAAUAAGAGAUGUAUGUUAUGGAAGGACAUAUGAAGAAUUUGCAGAUAGACUUAUUUUAAGACUAGUUCAUAAUUCUUUUGGUGAUAGCUUUGGAUGUCAAUCGAAAAUUCAAGAAUAUUGUCCUUCUUUGGCUUCAAAAACUCCCGAAUUGUUAUUAAAAUGUUUGAAUACAAAAGAAACGUGUGAAAAGCUUACAAGUUUUGCUGACAACAUUUGUAUUUCUUUAAAAGAUGCUGUCACUAAAGUAAAUGGAAAUCAUUCUCUAUUGAACAAAACUUGCAGUUUACUUCUUGAAGAAUGUCAUUAUUAUUUAUUAGGUUGUAAACCAAAGCACCCUGAAUUAGAUUCUUUAUGUCAAAACCUUAAGCAAAGUUGUGGAGAUGUAGGUAUUGUCUUUAGUCUUCCUUCUGCUUUCAAUCCUAUCGAACCGUCUUUAUCUAUUUUAACUAGAUUAGGUGCUGAUAAUCUUAUUCUCAGAGCGGAAGAAUCUGGUAUCGAGUUCAUUGAUAAUUUUUCAUAUCAUAAUAUUGAUUUCUUUUUGGCUUUAUUAACUGAAGGUAUUGAUGGUGGAACUACUGAAGAUAAAUGUAAAAAUGCUUUAAAUCAAAAAUGCUCUUCUAUUUCUCAUUUAAGUGACCAUCUUACUGAAUUUUGUAAAAAGAAAGAUGAUUAUAAUAAUAAAUGUAAAGCACUGGAAGAAAAUUUAACUAAAAUUAUUAAACAACUUAAAGAAAGCUAUCAAGAAAAUUUUAAAAAAAAAGAUCAAAAUAAUGAUGGUACGAAUUUGGCUAUUCCAUGGACUAGUUUGCCCGCACUUUCUAAGAAUAAUUGUAACUUUUUCUUGACACAACUUGCAUGUCAUAAGAAAACGCGUAAUAAUUAUAAUAAAACUCUUUUACAAAAUAUUUUGGAAGGACAUUUAAAUAUAGCAAGCCAUUCUACGAGUUCAUGUGUUACCAGGCUUCGUACUGAAUGUAAAAUAUCAAAAUUAUAUACAAGAGAAACUUUUGAGAUAUGUUUCGACUUGAAAAAAACAUGUAGGAAUAUUGUAAAUUUUAUUAAGGGGAAAUGUGAAGACUUACUUGGAAAUCUAAAUACUUAUUUAGAAUAUCCUGAUAAUAGUAAUUGCGAUUUACUUGAGUCUCAGUGUAGUUCAUUGGCUCUACAUUGUCCUUUUAUAGCCCGUCGUUGUUAUAUUUUUUCUGAUAAUUGUGAUAAAUAUAAAAAGUCAGUAGAAUUAAAAUAUGUGUUGUCAUCUCAGGGAGGUUAUUCUAUUGGGAGUAUGAAUACUUGUUUACGUAGUUUAAAUGAUAAAUGCGGAAAACUAGUCAAUCAGUGCAAUAUUAUGUAUGUAGAUCAAGGUAGAUCAAGGUCGCAUACAUGCAAAGUUAUAGUUUCUUUUGUCUGGACAAAUUGUUUAAAGUUUUUACAGAAUUUUCGCAGUUCUGGAAUUUUGAAGGAACAAUAUUCCAUAACCAGUGAUGAAUGUUUUCUUUGGAGGUCGUAUUGUAACAUGCUUGUAAAUAGUUGUAUUGGCGGGCUUAAAUCAUCCUGUUCCAACCUUAAUGAAAAAUGUAAAAAGUUUUUUGAACUCGAAACUUUUCAGACAGCUUUGUAUAAUGAUUUGGGGAAAUUUAAAGAUGAAAAUGAAUGCGUCACUCUAUUAAGUAAUUAUUGUAAAAAACCCAAAAAUCAGAGCUUAAAUGAUUUAUGUAAAGAAUAUAGUGAGGAAAAUGCUCAGAAAAAGCUUUGCCAGGAAUUUGUAUCUCGUUUAACGAAACAAUGUUCCGUUUUGUCAGAUGAAUUGCGAAGAAUUAAUGUAUCUUUAACAAAAAGCAUAUCAUUAGUCUCAGAUAAGUUAAUAUUAAAGGGUACUACGUUUAUGGUUGAGCUUUCUAUUAAAAUAAAAACUGAAUGUGAUCGUUUACUUAAUCAAUGUGAUAUUUUGGACAGUUGUGAUAAUAUUAAGAAAUCAUGUGAACAUAUUAAAACUCUCUGUGAAAAAUUUAAAGAGUUCGACUUGUCAUCGGGUCUUGUUACAAUCACUGUUACUUCUAUGGAUAUUCAUACACAUACACAUACAGAAGUUAUGAAAGUGACGAAUAUAGUUACGGAUUCAAAGUCAACUACACAAGCUACAACUUUAAGAAAUGCUGCAAUUCGUUCAAAUACUGUAUCAAAUUGGCCUGUUUUAUACCUUUCUACUAUUAUAGCUAUAUUUGUACUAGUAUUUUCAUAA